GAAGAAGAAGUGAUCAGAUGAUCACACACCUUUUGAAAAAAUAGCGGGAAACGGACGGCUCGCACUUUCUCCUGCUUCAUUUAAACUUCCAACUCACAUAAGAAAAGAAAGAAAGACUCUUCCUCUCUGUCGUGUAUGAAGACCAAAGAAACCGUGACUUGGCAACAUCAUCAUGAAGAAUAACAGCAUUUUGAAAUACUUUGGGGUGACAAAAAGCAAAACAUUAAGAAGCAUGGAUUAUAUACCUUAUUUAUAAAAAUAGAUUUUCAAAUUUCUUUGCUUGUCUAAUUACAUUUACUAUUUUCUUAUGAACAUUGUAUUGAAUUGUUUAGCCUUAGAUUGUUUUCCAUUUCAGAAAAGGCAGCCAGAAAGUAACACUGAAGAUAGAAGGGCGUCACAAGCUGCUGGCAAUGCUCAGGAAAAAAACCAUGUAAGCAAGAAAAAAGAAAAGGGGCUUGGAACUAAUGGCCGUGAACCACUAAAGGAAAGAACAAACCAAUUUUGUAAGGAGAAAGUGGAAGAGGGACAAUCAAAAAGUCAUCUGCAGCAGAGUCCUGAAGGGCAAAGCCACACUUUUAAUUUCCGCUACAAAUCGGAGAAAUUUGAAGUGGCGUGUGAUACAUCCAAGACUGUCCUCGAUGCUCUCAAUACAAACAAGAUUUUCAGAAAGAUUAAGAAAGACAACAAGGAGAAAGAAAUAGUGAUCCAGAGAUCCAAAGGAGCAGUUCAUAGAGCGGCGAUCAAGACCGAUUUCCCCUGCUGUCUCGUUGAAAAAAAUGAGCUCUUAGACAUAUCCUUCAUUAAAAGUCAUGAAAAUGUUGCUACAAAGAAAAAAACAACUGGAAGGCUUUCAUUCUCCAAUGAAUCAAAAGGCUUCGUAAUAUUUUACAUUAAAACAAAAGGAGGGGAGAAAGUGAAACGCUUAAUGAAAAACAAUGAGCUGAGGAUGAAGGUUGAAGAUGUUUGUGUGUAUGCGUUCAAAGAUGACAAACUGAAUGCUGCUCUUCGGCGUGACGGACGAUUCAGCAAUGCCAUAUUCAAGAAACAGUGUGUUCUCUAUAACUUGGAGAGCGAGACCAAAUAUGAAAUGUCAAAGACCGUAGAGCAUCUUGAUGGAAAGCAUUUUAAGAUCCUUGUUAUCAGUGACAUCAACCAGCCAGAUAGCCCAGAUUUUGUCUCGAGUGAUGACAGCGCUGAAAUGAAUGAAGCUUCAGCCGCUGAUUUGAAAGAAAAUGUUGAUCAUAAUGAACCUCCCAUCAACACUGAACAAGAAGAAACACAGAAGAAAAGCACAGUGAAAUCCACAAAACCUAUUAAACCCACAAAAACUAAUUCUCCAAAAAUAAUUCCAAAGUCUGAAGAGGUUCUAGCAAUUCUGCGUGCUCAGUUUAAAGAUUUACUGGAGAUAUUAAUGCAGAGAGAGAACCUGAAGAGCAAAACCGAUAUCAAAAAGUUCUUCAGAGCAGAAUAUGAUAAAAGUGUUCAGAGUUUCUUGGAAGUGAAGAAAGUGAAGCAGCUCAUGACGCUCUCUGACUCUGUGUGUCAGAUUCGAGUGGAGGGAUCCGCCAGAGGAACCGGCUUCUUGCUCUUUGACAGAUUCAUCCUCACUAACGCUCAUGUUGUUGGAGAAUAUGACCCCUUCACCAGGAAACUUUCAAAGGACUUCACAGCAGUAUUUGGCUAUGAAGAUCUGAAAGCAGAGAACACUAGGUGUAUGCCGGUCAAAGAACAUCUUGCAGCGUACUAUCAUGGAUAUAUCAACAAAGAAACAUAUCUUGACUUCGCUCUUCUUGAACUGAAAGAUGCUGAUGAAAUGGCUGAUCGUCCUGGAUUGCUCAGUCGAUACAUUCAUGGCCCCCCUCCUAACCGUGGUGGGAUCUGCAUUGUGGGACAUCCAGGUGAAGGGGUCAAGAAAAUUGACCCCUGCUUCAUCAUUGGGAAAGAGAAUCUACAAGAGGCUGCAGAUAAACACAUCUUGGAGAAUUUCAAUUUCAUUCACGUGAUGACACAACAGUAUUUGGCAGAAAAAUGGGAACUGCACGACAACCAGAUCAUUUAUAACUCUUGUUUCUUUCACGGAUCUUCUGGCUCUCCAGUUUUUGACGAAGACUGUUAUCUGAUUGGCGUGCACACCGGUGGCUACGCGUACAAAGGAGAAAAGUGUAAAACUAGGAGCAUUAUGGAAUAUGCCUAUUCCAUGCAGCCCAUCCUGGAAUGUAUCAUCACACAGGCAAAGGAAAGAAAGAGAUCCGACAUCUUGAAAUUACUCUCUGAACAUAAAUCUUUCAAUCCUAACUUGGAAGACAAUGAUGUUGACAUGGAAGAAGAUCCACAAAAUCAGGAAGAUUUUAUAUGAGCAAUGGGACAGUACAGUCUUGAGUCCUGAUUGAUGAUUUAUUUUUAUGAAAUAUACAAAUUUUCAUUUAUCUUGAGGCAUGUUCAACAUACAAUUUCAUUCAACAAUGUAUAAAUUCUGUAUGGUCAUUGGAUGCAAAUUUGUCCAUCUAUUAAUCCAUAUCAUUGGUUAUGGGUUUUUAUUUUCAUUUUUAAUCUGUUCUUUGUGUAUUGACAUUCUGUUUCAUUAUGUAGCAAUCAGAAAACAGACAGCAGCAUCUUGUUUGUAUAAUUCUCAAUUAUUAAUUAUAUUUUGCUUAAAUUCUAGUAAUCCUCAUAUAUAUAUUCUAUAAAUUCUAUCCAUCUCAUCUCAUUUUAUACCUGCAUGACUGGCUUUCUUCUGUGGAACACAAAAUAUUUUAAUAGGAAAAUUGUUUGGAAAAACACAAGUAAAUCAUAACAGUAUUUUUGGGUGAACUAUACAUUAAGGGUUUAAUAAUAUAAAUUGUUCUUAAAUUGUACUUGAAUAUUUUUGAUUGCUUCAGAUUGCUCAAUGCUGGUACUUUCUGCUGCUUCAGAAAGAGGCUUACAUCUGCAUGCAUGCACUGUAUAUCUUUUUAAAGAUCUUCUUCUUUUCUUUUUUUACUUUAUAUUUUGUACCUAAUUUUUGCUAUAUUAAAUAAUCAUGCUUUAAAAUA
Carassius auratus (goldfish) is the source of this 3032-nucleotide messenger RNA. It is a transcript of the gene fam111a.2, whose product is annotated as family with sequence similarity 111.2. The record is from RefSeq and is a predicted model, not a curated record. The transcript has 6 exons. Gene Ontology annotation, biological process: DNA replication. Bases 308 to 2356 code for a protein of 682 amino acids. Lineage: Eukaryota; Metazoa; Chordata; Actinopteri; Cypriniformes; Cyprinidae. Gene Ontology annotation, cellular component: chromatin; nucleus.